Messenger RNA from Scleropages formosus (Asian bonytongue), 734 nucleotides. Its product is annotated as histone H2A-like. The coding region runs from base 78 to 464 and encodes 128 amino acids. Gene Ontology annotation, molecular function: structural constituent of chromatin; DNA binding; protein heterodimerization activity. The record is from RefSeq and is a predicted model, not a curated record. The transcript has a single exon. Lineage: Eukaryota; Metazoa; Chordata; Actinopteri; Osteoglossiformes; Osteoglossidae. Gene Ontology annotation, cellular component: nucleosome.
AUAUGGGCUUAGGCGCGCUCACUUACUACUUUGUUCGACUUUCCAUGUGAAGAGGAGGAACAACAUACUGUACGACAAUGAGCGGACGUGGCAAAACCGGUGGCAAAGCUAGAGCUAAGGCUAAGACUCGCUCAUCCAGAGCUGGACUGCAGUUUCCAGUCGGCCGUGUUCACAGGUUGCUGCGCAAAGGCAACUAUGCUGAGCGUGUUGGUGCUGGAGCCCCAGUUUACUUGGCUGCUGUGCUCGAGUACCUGACUGCUGAAAUCCUCGAGUUGGCUGGCAAUGCUGCCCGGGACAACAAGAAAACGCGCAUCAUUCCCCGCCACUUGCAGCUUGCUGUCCGCAACGACGAGGAGCUGAACAAGUUGCUGGGAGGCGUCACGAUCGCCCAGGGUGGCGUACUUCCUAAUAUUCAGGCCGUUCUUCUGCCCAAGAAAACGGAGAAGACCGUCAAGACCAAGUAGAUCUUCUUUAAAAGCUGUCCGAGCGCAAAGGCUCUUUUAAGAGCCACCUACAUUGCUAUCAAAAGAGCAGAUGUCUGUAUAAACAAAUGUAUGUAUAGCGAUGACCAUAAGUACAUGUGAGUCUUAAUCUUUCUGAGCAACUCCUAUCGUCACAGGUUGCUUGGAUAUUAUUAAGUGGAUAUAAUGCUCAAGCUUCAAGAAGUUUCUAAGAGCCGAGAUGACUACAAAACACGCACUAGUCCUAGUAACGCAAGCUAUUCUGCGUUUCAU